ACUGGCCCCUGGGCUUGGGUUUCACCCGUGAAGGCCAAGGAGAGAAGCUGGAGGCUGGCCCAGCUGCUGGGCUGCCCUGAGGGCAACGACACGGCCCUAGUGGGCUGCCUGCAGGGCCAGGAACCGGAGGCGUUCCCCAAACACGAGUUCUCUGUCUUGCAAUAUGGCGAUCUGACAGGGAUGCCCUUCGCGCCCACGCCGGAUGGGGAUUUCCUCCUCGACACCCCGCCCCACCUCCUGGAGGAGGGGAGGCUGGCCCAGCUGCUGGGCUGCCCUGAGGGCAACGACACGGCCCUAGUGGGCUGCCUGCAGGGCCAGGAACCGGAGGCGUUCCCCAAACACGAGUUCUCUGUCUUGCAAUAUGGCGAUCUGACAGGGAUGCCCUUCGCGCCCACGCCGGAUGGGGAUUUCCUCCUCGACACCCCGCCCCACCUCCUGGAGGCCAGGUACCUCCGGCGUAUGCCCAUCCUGACCGGCGUCACCGCCAACGAAGGCUCCUACUUGCUCAGCUCCAGCCUUCCCAGCCUCCACCUGGAGAACGCCAGCACCAUCGGCCCGGAGCAGCUGAUGCAGGUGGCGAGGUUGGUGGUGCCAGGGGCCCCAGAAGAGGCCAUCCGGGCCGUGGCGCAGCAGUACAGCGAGCAGGGGGCGAAUCAGGGUGAGGCCCGGUACCGAUGGGCCAUGGAACAAAUCCUUGGCGACUACUUCAUCGUGUGCCCGGUGGCCGAGGUGGCCGGGAAAGCGGCAAAGGCCGGAAGCCCCGUGUACGCCUACUACUUCACCCACCGCAGCAGCACCUUGACUUCCGCUGCCUGGACUGGGGUACCCCACAGCUCCGAGCUGCUCUUCACUCUGGGGUCGUACGCACACGGAGGCCGAGGCGGGGCUGCGCCGCAGGGUGAUGCGGUACUGGGCGACCUUCGCCAGGAGCGGGUAAGGGAAUCCCCCAGCAUCCUCUUGUGCCCUCCGAGCUGCUCUUCACUCUGGGGUCGUACGCACACGGAGGCCGAGGCGGGGCUGCGCCGCAGGGUGAUGCGGUACUGGGCGACCUUCGCCAGGAGCGGGCACCCCACAGAGGCAGGGAACAGCGAGGAGCAGUGGCCCCGCUAUGUCCCCAGGAAGGAGAACUUCUUCCACAUCGGCAUGAAGACUCCCCAGGUCGAGGUGCCAUCGCCUGCCCGGCGCUGCCGUUUGUUGGCGUGGCUGCUGAAGAAAUCCACAAGGGAGCAUCAGUGAGGUGCGUGCCCAGGUCACGUGAGGCCCAGGAGACGACGUCCGAAGAGCUGAGCCGUUCCAGCAGCCCGCUCAGGGGGGUGUCCCCCCCAGCCAAGAGCUUCCAGGCCCUGGGAGUUCCAGCCGCAGCUGCUGAUGUGUUCGUCCUGCCCCUAAACCCCGGGGGAAUCCUGGAACUAAACGGCCUCUCCACAGCCUCUCGGCUCAUUAAAGCACAUUUGGUCUGCA
This is a messenger RNA of Pelodiscus sinensis (Chinese soft-shelled turtle), 1461 nucleotides long. The record is from RefSeq and is a predicted model, not a curated record. NCBI's taxonomy places the organism in Eukaryota, Metazoa, Chordata, Testudines, Trionychidae.